Messenger RNA from Lutra lutra (Eurasian river otter), 3790 nucleotides. RefSeq names its product glutamate ionotropic receptor NMDA type subunit 1 (gene GRIN1). Bases 131 to 2962 code for a protein of 943 amino acids. Gene Ontology annotation, cellular component: NMDA selective glutamate receptor complex; synapse; neuron projection. The transcript has 21 exons. The record is from RefSeq and is a predicted model, not a curated record. Lineage: Eukaryota; Metazoa; Chordata; Mammalia; Carnivora; Mustelidae. Gene Ontology annotation, biological process: monoatomic ion transport; chemical synaptic transmission; regulation of membrane potential. Gene Ontology annotation, molecular function: NMDA glutamate receptor activity.
UGCGGGAAGACGUGGCGUCGUCCCCAGCCCGCGGGACCGGGCGCGCGCAGGACGGCCGGGACACCCCGCUGGGGAUGCACAGAGGGCCCCGUGUUCGCGCUGCCCAGAGCUAGGGCUCUCCCCGGAGCCCAUGAGCACCAUGCGUCUGCUGACACUCGCCCUGCUUUUCUCCUGCUCCUUUGCCCGCGCCGCCUGCGACCCCAAGAUCGUCAACAUUGGAGCUGUGCUGAGCACGCGGAAGCACGAGCAGAUGUUCCGUGAGGCCGUGAACCAGGCCAACAAGCGGCAUGGCUCCUGGAAGAUCCAACUCAAUGCCACCUCCGUCACCCACAAGCCCAACGCCAUCCAGAUGGCCCUGUCGGUGUGCGAGGACCUCAUCUCCAGCCAGGUCUACGCCAUCCUAGUUAGCCACCCACCUACCCCCAACGACCACUUCACUCCCACCCCCGUCUCCUACACAGCCGGCUUCUACCGCAUCCCCGUCCUGGGGCUGACCACCCGUAUGUCCAUCUACUCAGACAAGAGCAUCCACCUGAGCUUUCUCCGCACCGUGCCGCCCUACUCCCACCAGUCCAGCGUGUGGUUCGAGAUGAUGCGCGUGUACAGCUGGAACCACGUCAUCCUCCUGGUCAGCGACGACCACGAGGGCAGGGCCGCGCAGAAGCGCCUGGAGACGCUGCUGGAGGAGCGCGAGUCCAAGAGUAAAAAAAGGAACUAUGAAAACCUCGACCAACUGUCCUAUGACAACAAGCGCGGACCCAAGGCGGAGAAGGUGCUGCAGUUCGACCCGGGGACCAAGAACGUGACGGCCCUGCUGAUGGAGGCACGGGAGCUGGAGGCCCGGGUCAUCAUCCUCUCCGCCAGCGAGGAUGAUGCUGCCACCGUGUACCGUGCAGCCGCGAUGCUGAACAUGACGGGCUCCGGGUACGUGUGGCUGGUGGGGGAGCGCGAGAUCUCAGGGAACGCUCUGCGCUACGCCCCGGACGGCAUCAUCGGACUGCAGCUCAUCAAUGGCAAGAACGAGUCCGCGCACAUUAGCGACGCCGUGGGCGUGGUGGCCCAGGCAGUGCACGAGCUGCUGGAGAAGGAGAACAUCACCGACCCGCCCCGCGGCUGCGUGGGCAACACCAACAUCUGGAAGACCGGGCCGCUCUUCAAGAGAGUGCUGAUGUCUUCCAAGUAUGCUGACGGGGUGACCGGCCGAGUGGAGUUCAACGAGGACGGGGACCGGAAGUUCGCUAACUACAGCAUCAUGAACCUGCAGAACCGCAAGCUGGUGCAAGUGGGCGUCUACAAUGGCACCCAUGUCAUCCCCAACGACAGGAAGAUCAUCUGGCCGGGUGGAGAGACAGAGAAGCCCCGAGGGUACCAGAUGUCCACCAGGUUGAAGAUUGUGACGAUCCACCAGGAGCCUUUUGUGUACGUCAAGCCCACGCUGAGCGAUGGCACAUGCAAGGAGGAGUUCACCGUCAAUGGGGACCCGGUCAAGAAAGUGAUCUGCACCGGGCCCAACGACACGUCGCCCGGCAGCCCUCGCCACACUGUGCCUCAGUGCUGCUACGGCUUCUGCAUCGAUCUGCUCAUCAAGCUGGCGCGGACCAUGAACUUCACCUACGAGGUGCACCUGGUGGCUGAUGGCAAGUUCGGCACGCAAGAGCGGGUGAACAACAGUAAUAAGAAGGAGUGGAAUGGGAUGAUGGGCGAGCUGCUCAGCGGGCAGGCGGACAUGAUCGUGGCGCCGCUGACCAUCAACAACGAGCGUGCACAGUACAUCGAGUUCUCCAAGCCCUUCAAGUACCAGGGCCUGACCAUUCUGGUGAAGAAGGAGAUCCCCCGCAGCACGCUGGACUCGUUCAUGCAGCCCUUUCAGAGCACGCUGUGGCUGCUGGUGGGGUUGUCGGUGCACGUGGUGGCCGUGAUGCUGUACCUGCUGGACCGCUUCAGCCCCUUCGGCCGGUUCAAGGUGAAUAGUGAAGAGGAGGAGGAAGACGCGCUGACCCUGUCUUCGGCCAUGUGGUUCUCCUGGGGCGUUCUGCUCAACUCGGGUAUUGGGGAAGGCGCCCCCCGAAGCUUCUCAGCGCGCAUCCUGGGCAUGGUGUGGGCCGGCUUUGCCAUGAUCAUCGUGGCCUCCUACACCGCCAACCUGGCGGCCUUCCUGGUGCUGGACCGGCCAGAGGAGCGCAUCACGGGCAUCAACGACCCACGGCUGAGGAACCCGUCGGACAAGUUCAUCUACGCCACGGUGAAGCAGAGCUCGGUGGACAUCUACUUCCGGAGGCAGGUGGAGCUGAGCACCAUGUACCGGCACAUGGAGAAGCACAACUACGAGAGCGCGGCGGAGGCCAUCCAGGCUGUGCGGGACAACAAGCUUCAUGCCUUCAUCUGGGACUCGGCGGUGCUGGAGUUCGAGGCCUCACAGAAGUGCGACCUAGUGACCACUGGCGAGCUGUUCUUCCGCUCGGGCUUUGGCAUUGGCAUGCGCAAGGACAGUCCCUGGAAGCAGAACGUCUCCCUGUCCAUCCUCAAGUCCCACGAGAACGGCUUCAUGGAGGAUCUGGACAAGACGUGGGUGCGGUACCAGGAGUGUGACUCUCGCAGCAAUGCCCCUGCCACCCUCACCUUUGAGAACAUGGCAGGGGUCUUCAUGCUGGUGGCUGGGGGCAUCGUGGCUGGGAUCUUUCUGAUCUUCAUUGAGAUCGCCUACAAGCGACACAAGGAUGCUCGCCGGAAGCAGAUGCAGCUGGCCUUUGCAGCCGUGAACGUGUGGAGGAAGAACCUGCAGGAUAGAAAGAGUGGUAGAGCAGAGCCCGACCCUAAAAAGAAAGCCACAUUUAGGGCUAUCACCUCCACCCUGGCUUCCAGCUUCAAGAGACGUAGGUCCUCCAAAGACACGCAGUACCAUCCCACUGAUAUCACGGGCACGCUCAACCUCUCAGAUCCCUCGGUCAGCACCGUGGUGUGAGGCCCCCGGAGGCGCCCACCUGCCCAGUUAGCCCGGCCAAGGACACUGAUGGGUCCUGCUGCUCGGGAAGGCCUGAGGGAAGCCCGCCCGCCCAAGACUGCCCACCCUGGGCCUCCCGUCUGUCUGUCCGCCCUGCUGCCUGGCGGGCAGCCCCUGCUGGACCGAGGCUCGGACCAGAGCGGCUGAGGACAGGCCAGAGCUGAGCUGGCUGGGCAGGGCCACAGGGCACUCCGGCAGAGGCAGGGGCCCUGGGGUCUCUAAGUAGCGGGGGAGAGGGGCUACCUUGGCCCCGGAGGGGCUUGGAGCAGAGACUGUAAGCCCUGACCUUCCCCAGCCACUACCAGAGCCACAGUGAGGCGUGCAAGGCCCCACCUGGCUGGGUCACCCCGUCCUCCAGCGCCUGCUCUGGGCAGCCUCGGCUCCACCCCUCUCCUUUUCUUACCCUUCUCGCCUCCGGCCCCACAUCCAACCAGCUGGCCCUGCCCCUCCCCAAGGGCUGACCCGGACCCUCAGCAGGCAGCUGCCUCCCAGCGGUGCGCUGGGGUUCUGCGCUGCCUCUGACCCUUUCCUCCGGUGUCCACGAGGGCCGAGCCAGCUCUCCACCUCCUCCAGCCUGCAGCCCAGGAUAGGCUUCCCCACACGCGCUGGCUCGGGACCAUCCUCAGCCCUGCCCUCCGACUUGUACAGGCCCAGCCCUUCCAGUGCCGAGCGCGUGCCUUCCCCGUGCGGCCCGUGCGCAGCCGCGCGCUGCCCCUCCGCCCAGGGGCCCGGCGCGCGCUGCCCCCGACCCGGUUUGUGCAGUGGUGAUGUCUAAAGGAAUGUCACGAA